AUAUAUAUCAGAUAACAGUUAAGAUAGAGAGUAAACCAAUUAUAACAAAAUGAAAGCGCUCUGCCUCAAGCUAUCCCUGUUGCUUGUGUGCUUUAUUUUAAACCACAUUUUUUUCCUUCCACUCAAUUUUCCAAUACAGCACUCUGUGAUCAGCAAUGACCUUUUAUGGCGUACCCAUGAUGUCUCUCAGAAAAAUCCAGACAAUAUUAUUUUUGUCCUUUUUAAAAAUUGGUCUUUUGUCAUCAUAUUACAUUCUAAGUUUAAAUGUAGGUCACAUUCAAGAUUGAUGUUCUGAGAAACAAUUUUUUUGAUUUGUUUCAUGAAAUGCCAGCCGUAAUCACACACACAGCAGAAAUAAACGCUUGAAAUAUAUUAGUUUGUGUAAAUCUAUUUAACAUGCGAGUUUUAUUUAUUUAUUUUAUUGAACAACUGAAAUUAGCUUUCCGAGUAUAUUCUGUUCACUGAGACAGACCUAAGCCAAAGUGGAUCCGUCAGCAUGAGGUUGGACUUUCUCUUUAAGUCGCGGAUUUAUGCAACAACGUCCCACCUGCCUCAGUUAGGCAGCCAGCACCGUGGACAGCGGACCCACGCCCCGUGCCCCCCCAAACCCCCACCCCCCGCUGCACGGUGGAUCCAGAGCGGGCCCCGAGGGGCAGGGCACCAUCCGUUCGUAAUAACGACCAGCUAAUCCGGCAUCAUCUCCCAUCAUGUCACUGCGGCACUGACAGCUGAGGCAGGGCACCGGCAGGAUGCUGCACCAACACCGCCUCCUCCUCCUCCUCCUCCGCCUUCUCUCUGCCUCCACAGGAACGCUGUUGUUUUGGACUCUCCUCUCGGAAACGUCCCCGGAUGAUCGCGGGUCCAACGCAGCGGCUCGUGUGGGAUGAGAGCCGCUGCAGAGGCAGAUAAAAGGCAGUGAAAUCCCUCCUUGAUCCCCACUCCACGCCUAGCAUUGUUAUCACCAUGUCUCCCCCAGCCUCGGCUGCGACAGCCAGUGAAAGCAGCACCACCACCGUCUACGAAGAGGACACCAGGGAGGAGCAAAGACCCCUCAAGCAAUCUCUGAGCAAGUCCUUAUGUCGGGAGAACUUUUGGAAAUGCCUCCUCCUGUCUGUCCUCAUGUACGGCUGCAUGGGGGCUAUGGUCUGGUGCCACGUCACCAAGGUGACCCGGCUCACCUUUGACAGCGCCUUCAAAGGGAAAUCCAUGACGUACCACGGCAGCCCCUGCUCCGACGGAUACAUCUACAUCCCCCUGGCCCUGCUGGGCAUGCUCUACCUGGUGUACCUCGUGGAGUGCUGGCACUGCCACGUGAAGAACGAGCUGCAGCACAAAGUGGAUGUGGAGGGCAUCUGCGAGCGCAUCCAGAGAAUGCAGCAGGCGAAGCCCUGCAUCUGGUGGAAAGCCAUCAGCUACCACUAUGUGCGCCGAACACGACAGGUCACACGGUAUCGAAAUGGAGAUGCUUAUACCAGCACCCAAGUGUACCAUGAGCGCGUCAACACCCACGUAGCCGAGGCUGAAUUUGACUACGGUCACUGUGGAGUCAAAGAUGUUUCCAAGCAGCUUCUGGGCCUGGAGAAGUCUCCUCUGACAAAGAUGCGGUUCACCAAGUGCUUUAGCUUUGCUAAUGUAGAGUCUGAAAACUCAUACCUGACACAGAGGGCCAGGUUUUUCACCGACAAUGAGGGCCUGGAUGACUACAUGGAAGCCAGAGAGGGUAUGCACCUGAAAAACAUUGAUCUGAAGGAGUACGUCAUGGUGCUGGCUGACCCAGAGCACCACCCCUGGUAUCUGUCCCAGUAUGUAUUCUGGGCUGCGUCUUUCCUCACUUUCUCCUGGCCUCUCAGAGUCUUCACUGAAUACCGCACUGCAUAUGUCCAUUAUCGUGUAGAAAAGCUUUUCGGACACGACUACCUUCCAGUGACUCCGUGUGACGAUCGGCCAUAUUGGCGCCGCAUCCCUCGCGUCAACACCAUUGACAGCACUGAGUUGGAGUGGCACAUUCGCUCAAACCAACAGCUGGUUCCCAGUUACUCAGAGGCCGGUCUGAUGGAUCUGGCCCAGUGUCCCAACAGCUUCGGUGGGAUCCGUCAGAACUGUGAGCGCUGCCACCGGGCCAUCAGUUGCUCCUCUGUGUUCUCUAGGAGCGCCCUCAGCAUCUGCACCGGUGCCAGCUCCCGCAUCCCCUUCAGCAGCAGCCGCUUCUCCCUGGCUCGCCGUUACGGCUCCCAGAGAAGUUGCUUCUGGAGGAGCGGCAGCUUGGACGACCAGGAGAGUCCCAGCGAAAACACCCGCUGCCUGUCAGAACGCCUCGCCACUGACGACGAGGAGCCCCCACACUACGACGACGCCCUGUGCUACCCUGUGCUCAUCGUCCACUGCAGUGAGAACUGCCACAACCACAGAUCUUUCCACAGAAAUGGCUCCUGUGUGGAGACUUCUUUAUGAUCAUACAACCACUGCAAAACACAGUGACACCUCUGUAGCAUGCAUUCACUAUCAAUACCAGAAACAUAGAGAGAAAACAAGCCAGAAACGUCGAUGAUAUCAGAAGCGACUGCCUGAGCUUUGACUUUGUGAACCGACUAAGCAAUAAGAGUGGUUCACUUGUGCAGAAGAAAGAGGAAAACCAAAUCAGCUCAGCUUCCAGGGACAACCAAGGAGACAAAGACUGUUACACUGCACAUCAUUGCCAUACUUCUAGGCACCUGAACAGACCAUCCGAAACCUGAAGCUUUAGUUACCUCAUAAGGUGGUUGGGAUAAUAAUCUCUCAUGUUUCCUCACAAUUUUGCAGCAAAGCAAAUGCUCCUGAAGUAGUGAGAUGGAUAAAGUCAGGGCAGAUUUCAGCAGACUCGUGAUUACAGCAAUAACAGCAAUAACACUAAACGAGGAGAAUCACUAAACAGAAUGUGUAUGCUCAUCACAGAGACACCGAUCAAUACGAAGAGCUCCAAAAUCAACAGAACAGUUUAUCACUUGGUGAUAAAGAGUUUCUCGUUCUUCUAAAGUGCUGUAAGUCAUUUUGUACAUCAACAUCCUUGGUUUUCCAGGAAGCCUUUUACAUCAACGGACAAUAGACUGAAGUUUCAUUUUCGCUUCUGUUUUGUGGAAAAGACACACAUUACCAAAAGUUGUUCAGUUUAACAUUACACAGACUGAUGUAUCUACCUAACUGGACACGACAGUUAUUUGUGGUAUUUUGUUGUUGGUGCUACUUAACAGCAUCUGAGGGAUCUAAUGAUAGUAGAAGCAGUUCUGAUGUUUCACAUACAUUAAAAUGGUCUGGUCUUUACAAGAUUAUAAGGUUAUUUAAAGCACAAAACACACAACAUAUUUCUUGCUGCCAUCAUUUGUUAAACAGAACAGAUCCCAAAAAGAAAAACUUGCGUGGCAGAAAUUAAACAGUUUCAACAACUUUUAAUCAAUUUCAUUAUUGUUGAAGAAAUUUAGUUAACUCUUCUUGAUGAUGCAGCUUCAGGUCAUUGGGAUUUGUAGAUACAGUGCCACUUUCUUUAGAUUCCUUCUUAUAAUCGACUCAGUAACUCAGUGUCCCCCAAAUCAUCACCGCUUCACCCAUUAAUCUAGAACCCAGUAAUGACCAGAUCAUUUUGAAAUUAAAUCUUACGUUAAAUCUUAGAACUGAAGAGCAUUUUGUUGCUGAGCAGCUAAAUCCAAUCACAUAGAUUCCACCUCUACCUUCAUAAUCAAACAAAAACAUGCAUUGUCUGCAUAUUUUUGUCUUAAAUAUUACUUCUGCUGCCUACUGCCACGACAGAAGCUGACAACUUGUGCUACAAACCAAUCAGAUGGACAAAAAAAAAGAGGUUCAGAACAUUUGAACAGAUGAAUGUUAUCUGUGAAUGGACAAAUUUAAACAUUGAGUGGGACAAAGAUGAAAGCCAUGUUUUACUUUGCAUGUUUUCCUACUCCUGAGACACUGUGUUAACAACCAUAAAACAUCCAUGAAUGUACAUCACCAGCAUCAUUAAUUGUAUGUCCAUUGUGUGUCCAUUGUAAAUGAAUGAUGCUUCAUUUCAACCUGUGAAAUGGGAAUUUUUACAGUCUAAUGUGACAGGAGAACUCAGAAUAGCACUGUUACAGUUCUGAAGAAGAUUUUAACUUCUGCCGUUUAAUUUUUCUGGAAUGUCUUUUCCGUGGGUUUUACAGGCUGUUUAUGCAAAAACAUCAAUGCACUUACAUUAAGACAUGCAAAAAUAAACCAAUAUUACAAUAAUGAGUUUUAAAAGCAUCUUACAGAGAGAAAUUGUAUGCAUUUUAGGACAUGACAUCUUGUUCUUUCAUUGUUUUCAACGUAGUGACAUCGGUAUUAUGCACAUGAGACAACUAGACAUUAUAAUCCAUAGUGGAGCUGAAUGUUGAUGUAAAUUAUUUACACUAAACAAAAUAAAUAUUUUAAAUUGGCAUUGUUAAUAAUAUAACAAAAUGGGCUGUAUUAAUAACACAGUUACUCUUGAGAACAUGUAUUGAAAUUUGAAAUAUGCUGGAAAAAUUAAAAAAUGCAAUAAAUGUCCGGGUCUCUCCCGUUGUGUGGUUAAAAA
Poecilia reticulata (guppy) is the source of this 4564-nucleotide messenger RNA. RefSeq names its product transmembrane protein 151Bb (gene tmem151bb). The record is from RefSeq and is a predicted model, not a curated record. NCBI's taxonomy places the organism in Eukaryota, Metazoa, Chordata, Actinopteri, Cyprinodontiformes, Poeciliidae.